This is a messenger RNA of Anolis sagrei ordinatus, 2123 nucleotides long. RefSeq names its product tripartite motif containing 59 (gene TRIM59). The record is from RefSeq and is a predicted model, not a curated record. Gene Ontology annotation, molecular function: ubiquitin protein ligase activity; zinc ion binding. NCBI's taxonomy places the organism in Eukaryota, Metazoa, Chordata, Lepidosauria, Squamata, Anolidae. Gene Ontology annotation, biological process: negative regulation of canonical NF-kappaB signal transduction; innate immune response.
GGAGAGAGCAGGGUUUCGACGCCCGGGUUGGGACGAAGGAGGAAGGAGCGAGUUUCGGUGCUGAGGCUGAGAAAAUGCAUCACUUCGAAGAGGAGCUAACAUGUUCCAUUUGCUAUAGUAUAUUUGAUGACCCCCGUGUACUGCCAUGCUCUCAUACAUUUUGUCGAAAUUGUUUGGAAAGUGUUCUUCAGCUGUCAGGCACUUUUUCUAUAUGGAGACCUUUAAGGCUUCCACUGAAGUGUCCUAACUGUAGAAGCAUUGUUGAAAUUCCGCCAACGGGUACAGACUCUUUGCCUGUAAAUUAUGCAUUAAAAGCCAUCAUUGAAAAAUAUCAGCGGGAGGACCAUCCAGAUGUUGCUACAUGUACUGAACAUUAUAGGCAGCCAUUAAAUGUUUACUGUCUUCUAGACAGAAAAUUAGUGUGUGGCCAGUGUCUUACAAUAGGAAACCAUCAUGGCCAUCCUAUUGACGAUCUUCAAAGUGCCUACAUGAAAGAAAAAGACACACCCAGCAAGAUGCUUGAUGAGCUGACUGAUAAGCACUGGAGUGAAAUAUGUUUGCGUAUUGAAUACCUGGAGGAACAGAAAGCUGAAUAUGAAAGCAUUGUUCAACAGGAUAAAAAAACUGUGUUGCAGUAUUUUAAAAGGCUUAGCGAUUCGCUUGAACAUAAAAAACAAGCUUUGCUUGCAGCUUUGGAUGAAGUAAACAUGCAGAUAACAGCAGAAUACGAACCUCGCAUUGAAAACCUGAAAGCAGUACGAGAAGAACAACUAGACCUUAUGUCACUCAAUAACCUUAUUCAGAAUGAAGAAUCUCCCCUUUUGUUUCUAGAAAAGGUUGAGGAUAUACGUCAGCGUGUUAAAGCAUUGAAGAAAAAACCUUUAUUCGAUAUUCCAUCUGUUGAAAUCUAUCCACGAAUAGAGCAAGUGUUGGAAGAUGUGUGGAGCAAAAGUGAAAUCAGUCUGGUCAACAACAUUCUCACUCCUAAAAUAAAACUGAUUUCAAAAGAAAAAGCUCGUUACACUGGCCAUGGACAGAAAAAUAGAUCAUCUAAACAAAGUUUGUGGCCCUUAGAACUUUGGGGACUUCUAUUGAUUUUUUUGGUACUGGCUAUUGUUUACUAUGGACAACAUUUAUUGUCAUUUAUAAAUAAAGUGGCCUUUCCAUAUGUUCUCAGUGCCUUUCAAACAAUUUAUCAAGACACAAGUAAGAGAUUGCAGGUAGCCGUGGAAACUUUGUGGCACACUUCUAACCUUUUUCUUGAAUAUCUAUAUAGUGUGCCCUCUCCCAUGUGAAUACUGUUGUCUUAAGCAAAAGAGACCUUAUGGAGCGUUAAAUGGAUUUUUAGCCUUAAUAUGAUAACACUGAAAGAUAGAGUGAUUGGCAGCUGGUUCAAACUGACAUUUUCAGAGAGAUAGGGCUAUUCAUUUCAGCAUAAAAAGGAAAACAAUAAGGAAAAUGAGAAAUAUGCAAAUUGUGAUCCAUUAAACCGUUCUGUCUUUCUGUACCUCUAACAUAUCCAACUCCUAGGUCUGAAGAAAUGGACUGAUAGCAAUAAAUAAAAUUCAUGCUAAAAAUAGCAGUCACAUAGAUGUUGUAGCUUUUCCUGUUUAUGCUCAAACUGAAGUUAUCCUAGAAUGGCAAAUGUAUACUGUAUAUAAGCAUCAGUAUUUAGUAUAAAGAUCAAUUUUGGUUAAGAAAUGGAAUCAUCUUAUUUGCAUUUCUAAUCCUCUUGCAAAUAUGUCUACAAACAGGUAAGAGCAAAGAGGGGCAAGCUAUGACCCUCCAGAUAUUUUUGAAAUGAAAAUAUUCACCAAAGGUUAAGCUACGGAUUGAUGAAUUGUAGUCUGACAAUAUCUGGAAAGCAGCCACUUGCCCACUACUAGAAUUAGGGCAUGUAGGCCAAUGGAGAUGCAGGCCAGAUUGUGAUUUGUCAUGAUAUCCACAGCUGUACUAUCUUGUGCUGCCUUCUCCUCUGUCCUUUAAAUUUUUGAACACCUUUCUUUCCUAUGAAAAAUAUCAGAAAUAGUAACAUAGUUGCAAAUGGAUCUAAGCAUUCUUUAACAGUUUAGAAAAUUUCUUUUGGUUAUUGGUGUUUAAUAUCAAGCAUCAAAGACUCAAAA